CCUUGGCUGUUAGUCCUGAGGAAGUAGCAUUUUCUCCGCACCGCCCCAGGCAGGGCCAGGCACCAAGGCCAGCACUCUCUCCAUGCCAGGAAAACCCCCACCCUGAAGAUAUUUUAGACUCCAGUGGCGUUGUGCAGUCGGUGCUUCCGUCGGUAAACUGCAGCAGCGUCGGUCGCCAUGAACUCUGAAAUAGUCGGUUUGGAGUCGGGAGGCUCUGUCCCGUCAGGGGGCAGCCAGAAGCAGUGGCAUGCAAAAGUCACUCAGGAUCUCCGAAACCACCUUGUUCAUAAAUUAGUCCAAGCCAUAUUUCCUACUUCUGACCCUGCAGCACUGAAGGAUUGGCGUAUGGAGAAACUGGUGGCAUAUGCUCGGAAAGUGGAAGGUGAUAUGUAUGAAUCGGCAAACAGCAGGGCAGAGUACUACCACUUGCUAGCGGAGAAGAUCUAUAAGAUUCAGAAGGAGCUGGAGGAGAAACGCAGAACCAGGCUGCAGAAGCAAAACAUGAUCCCAAACGCUCCGGGCAUGCCACAGGCUCCCAUGAAUCAAGGGCCCACCAUGGGACAGCCCCAGCCAGGGAUGUCUGCAAUGCUGGAGGACUGUUUGGCAAACCUGAACCUGGAGGACCCCUGACGCUAUGGAAAUCUGCUGAUCAAGUUGCACGCAGUAGGCUUUACAAAGCACCCCACCACUGUCCCUCUGUAAUUAGGCUGUGACCCCAAUCGCUACCCAGGAUUCUCAGCCUAGUUCACACCGAUAGUGACGUUCCUUUGCAUUUAGAUUGACAGGCUGUAACCUCGUGCUAGAGCCUUUGGAUUGUCUGGAAGAGCAAUCCGCGUGUAUCUGUCACAUUGGUAAGCCUUUGGAACAAACCUCUUCCAUGCUGCCUUACUUUCACCUGCAACUGAGGCCGUACUCUGUGCACGAGAGGGGAACUGUGCCUAUGCUUCACAUGUUGUUUGGCUACACACUGCAAAGUCUCUACAGAAUAGGAACGUUUAGUACAGGCUUUUUUUCCCCUCUUUUUUCUUUUUACAAUGUCAACACAAUGAAGGUGAUAACAAAGUAAAAGGGGUAGAAUGGGAAAUAGAACUAACUCCAGGGGACUUACCUUUGUGUAAAAGAGAAUCAAUGCCAGAGACAUACGGUGAGACACUUGCUUCUUGGCUAUUCUUGACAACAAGCUGGGAAUGAGGGGUGUUGCUACCAGUUUUACUAAGACCGCAUCACUUUUCCAUGGGGAAAAAAAAGCCGAAAGGGAGAGAAGCAUUUGUACUAUGAAGAAGCCAUGCUAUAGAUGUGUAAAAAUUUUAGAACCAACUGCAUAGCACAGUAAGCACUUCAAGACCUCUUCUGCAUAGGUGGUAUUUUCUUUGUCAAAUAAAAC
Messenger RNA from Grus americana (Whooping crane), 1384 nucleotides. RefSeq names its product histone acetyltransferase p300-like. The record is from RefSeq and is a predicted model, not a curated record. NCBI's taxonomy places the organism in Eukaryota, Metazoa, Chordata, Aves, Gruiformes, Gruidae. Gene Ontology annotation, cellular component: histone acetyltransferase complex; transcription regulator complex. Gene Ontology annotation, biological process: positive regulation of transcription by RNA polymerase II. Gene Ontology annotation, molecular function: transcription coactivator activity; histone acetyltransferase activity; chromatin DNA binding. The coding region runs from base 178 to 630 and encodes 150 amino acids. The transcript is spliced from 4 exons.